Messenger RNA from Cryptotermes secundus, 4144 nucleotides. Its product is annotated as ras-like protein family member 11B. Gene Ontology annotation, molecular function: GTPase activity; GTP binding. The transcript is spliced from 6 exons. Bases 216 to 935 code for a protein of 239 amino acids. Lineage: Eukaryota; Metazoa; Arthropoda; Insecta; Blattodea; Kalotermitidae. The record is from RefSeq and is a predicted model, not a curated record.
GGAAGUAGAAGAUCAGUACAGUGGUAGCUGUGGACAAGUCACAUUGUGACCUCUGAUCAGCGUUCUUACCAAGAGCGUCAACAAGCAAACGGCUGACAACUUAGCUGCGUCGGGUUACUCCCCCUGUGCCAACUUCUGACACUGUCAGACACAGUGGUUCUCCUCCUCUGUAUACACCCAAAAUCAUAAACACGAAGACCGAAGUGAAGACAAAUAUGCCCCGAGUACGCAUCGCCGUCCUGGGGAAAAUCAACGUGGGCAAAUCAGCUCUGACGGUGCGAUACCUCACCAGAAGGUUCAUUGGCGAAUACCGUUCAAACACAGAUCUGCUGUAUCGCCAAACAGUGACAGUCAAUAAUUCCCCCCUAGAAGUGGAAAUCGUUGAUGUAUCAGGCGAGACGAGAGAUUCUACAUUUCCACUGGAGCAAGUGCAAUGGGCCGAUGCUUGUGUCGUAGUAUACUCCAUAACGGACAAGCAGUCGUUCGCAUAUGCAGUGGAGGCACUCGAGAACUUCCAAAAACUGCGGCCGGUCAGCGCAGUUCCCGUCACGUUACUGGCCAACAAGGCGGAUCUUGAACACCUCCGAGAGGUGGAGGAGUUGGAGGGGCGUACUGCAGCAAUUCAGAACGGCUGCCAAUUUUUCGAAGUAUCAGUGGCUGAAAACAGUGCGGACUUAUAUCAAGCUUUUGAAAUGCUGGUGAAUGAGUGCCGUUGUCUUCAGGGAAACAACGGCAAGUCACGUAAAUUCUCAGUAUCUAAAAUGAUCGGUACUUUGAUUGGCAGCAGCAACAGCAAUAGCAAGAAUGGCAACAUUGGCAGCCAAACGCAACAGCAGACCCAGGGGGGCACCGUGGUGGUUUGCCAGAAGUCCGACCUCCACCGCAGCCGUGUCCUUAAAAGACGUCAGAACUUCACGGCAACUGCUUCGCUUUGACUGGACCAGGGCCCGGCAGGUCCUAGUGAUGCUGCUACGCGAUGUGCCACGGUGGUUCCAUGAGACUCCGUCCUGGUCUGAUUUCCCUAACUUGUUACGGACGUCCAAGUCUGCAAGCGAGGCGGAACGAGGACUUGGCCAUUUCACACCAGUGGCUCACUGUGACGUCCUCGUGGCGACGGCCGCUGCCAUUAUUUUAAACUAAGCCGACACAAUAACUGCCUUCGUUCUGGUUAAGGCGAUGGUACAAGUUAGAAGAAGAUGCUGAAUCCAGGUGGGAACUGUCCUACUUUUAAAGAAUGCCGGUGACAUUAUUAACAAAACUUGGCACAAUGUACUCUCAAGCAACGCCCCGAUUCCAAAACCUGGGGUUACUGUCAAGUUAAUGAAGAAGAAGAGGAUAAGUGUGUGAAGAACUGCCUCUCUUCGGCACAUUAAACCACAGACUAGGUAACCUGUUCACAUCUCUCCUUUCCGGUGAUGGAUUUAGUGCCAUGAAAGUAAUGUCUCCGCUUCAGAAUUGUGUAACGAACACACCCGUCUUCCCAGCCUCUGAAUGACAGGCGCCACGUGGUGAGACAAACAGAAAAUCAAUAAGAAUAGGCCGGCCUAUAUUUGUAUAGUCUAUAUCCGAGCACAGCAGAAUACUGAAUACAUAUCAAUGUAUCCUAACGUCUUAUGAGGCUGGGUGCAGGAAGCACGGCUAUAAAAAGAACUCUGUUUUUGUGAGUUUUCAAUCUUCAAAGAGCUUUAAUUUUAUUUAAUACACUUUUAAUUUAUAAACUGUUCAGUUCCUUUUAAAUUAAUUUUAUUUAUUCAUAACUGUAUAAGAGUAUACUCUUAUACAGUUAUAAAUAAAUAAAAUUAAUUCAAUUAAUUCAAUCAAUUCACAUUUUGAAUCCCAUAUUAAAUAUACCACAUGACAUUGUAGUAGAACCGAAAUAUGCCCGUCUAGUGAACCUACCCUGAAACAAUGUUUCGGACUAUUCGUAAUGACGCGUUCGAAUGACUACUGCAACUAUUAAACACCUUUUUCAUUAAGCUAAAUUGCUGUAAUCAGGAACGACAAGAACGGCAUACCUGCCUAAUUUCGUAGUCCUACAUUAGCGCAAUAAAUUAUAAAUGUAACACUUCCAAUUUGGAUGUUACAGACCAAAGUGAACAGUAUAUUAAAACGACAAAAUAAGAAGGAGUGGUCACAGAGUCCCUGACGGAAUACUUUUCCCUAUCUGGAAGUACAUUACUUCAGAGGGAACUUACUGCUACCAGGCUGAUCGGUCAGCUGCUUGCUAAUGCGCCACUAAAGAGCCUAAACACAACAGUGAGAUGGGCGGUAUUCCAAACAAAUGGGUUGUGAGUGCGUCACGUAUUUGGAAUGUGCUUUAAGGAAAGUCUGGUAUCGGAUUUUGACCAAUAACGUCAUAUAACUUAGACUGAAUAAGUAUCCAGACCGAUUCAUAUUACACCUGAGUUUCUAAUUUUAUUCCUAAUUAAUACGGACAGAGAAUAAUGUCCUCAGGAAAUUAAAACUCUCCUGGACUGUCUAGUGUAUAGAUCCAACAGCCUGAAUGGAAGUAAGAGAAAAUACCACAACAAAACUAGGCACGAACUUUGCAAACAGAGAAGAUAAUAAGUGACAUGUAAUAUUAGAUCUCUGUUUUAAAUGUCUGCUGUAAAGUCAACACAUUCCAUACUUUAUACCCUUAAAUGUGCGUAUUUUCCAAUAACUGCAUACUUCUGUCCAUUGAUGAUAAUAAUAAGUACUUUAAUUAAAUAAACAUGGUACAAAACAUGAUUCUUGUCAAGUAGGGAUACCUACUUACAAUAAUUAAGUCCAUAAAAGGUUUGAAACGGACAAGGAAAUUAUGUAUAUGUGACAUGAGAAUUUUGUGUUAUAUAACCAUAUUUCAGUGCCAGGUUUCCAGACUGAAAUAUUUCCUAUAUUUCUAGUUAUUGGAAAUGGCUUUAAUUAGUUAAAACAAUGCACAAAAUAAAUUAUAUAUUCAUAAUGUCAUAUAUUUAUUUGUAAAUCUGUGUUUACAUCUGUAAUUGUUGAGAGCUAGUUUUUUGUAUGUGCGCCCACUGUGUUUCUGUGUGUGUGUUUUUUGAUGCCGCUGGGUUUCAGAGACCCACAGAGUGAAAAGACUGGCCGCAUAGCAUCGUGUUGCCAUGGAAAAGAAAUGCCGUUAUGCCUUCUAGUGUGUUUAGCGAAAAUUUUCAGUUUUGGGCUUCUUGCCAGUUCGGAAACAGAAAUAACACCGAAGCAUCUGCACAAAGACAGAAUCCCCUCGUGCAAGAAGACGUCGGAAUCUGCGUCACUAGCUGAUGCACGAAAAUCGACGUCUGAAUUCGUGAAUUAACUUUGAAAAGUUCCUUUGCUCUAAAUAUAAACUAUGAAAUUACACCGUUUCCUUUUAGGCGGGAACCUACUAGAUGCAAACAAUUUGCAUAUUCUUUGGUAAUCAGUUGGUAUAAUGUCCAGGCUACGGGCUGAACGACAGGAAAAUCAAAGUUCGAUUCAUGACAGGUGAAAGAAUUUCUCUCUCAUCAGCAGCGUCCAGAUCGGCUAUGUGACCCUUCCAGUCGUCUGUCUAAUGGUUACUGAUGGUUCUUUCAUAAUGGUUAAAAUGGUCUGGACGUGCAUCUAACCUCUGUCUAGUGCCGAGCUUAAGAAUGCGUGAAGUAAUACCUCCAAUUCUUCAUGGCAUUGAGCUUAAUGAAGCAUAGGGACAACUUCAUCUUCAAUCUUUAGCAACCACAUUAUGUUUCCCUCUUCCGUACUACAACAUCUGUCGCUGUAGGUCUCGAAGUUAUAACUGCAGUGACUAUGAAGGUCACUCUUCAAUGUGUCAAGUUAACGUUCUAACAUGUAGGAUAUGAGAUUCUCACAGCGGUAGUUGUGAGAAUGAAAACUGCCAUCUUCUGGGAUAUAGCGCCGUGUAGUCCGUAUAUGAACCGACGUUUGGGAGGAACGUAUCACCUCCAUCCUCAAGGUCGAAAUCAGUCAAGAAACCAGCAACAGCAGGUGUUUAGGCAGACCCUGAAGAUGGAAGUGAUACGUUCCUCCGAAACGUCGAUUCAUAUACGGACUACACGGCGCUAUAUGCCAGAAGAUGGCAAUUUCCAACUUUCUAAAAGUUUAAGGACCGAUGUAUAUACAUUUAUACUUAAUAUACAAGAUACAAUUUGCGGUGUUUUUCCAAUGAGAG